Molecule: messenger RNA, 797 nt
Organism: Penaeus monodon (black tiger shrimp)
Lineage: Eukaryota; Metazoa; Arthropoda; Malacostraca; Decapoda; Penaeidae
Product: delta-sarcoglycan-like
Biological process (GO): cardiac muscle tissue development; heart contraction
Cellular component (GO): sarcolemma; sarcoglycan complex
Source: RefSeq, a predicted model, not a curated record
AUGGCAGGAUCGGGCAGCGGUGGCGUCGGGGCAGGACCCAGGGGCGGCACGGGCGGAGGCAGCACGGGCGGGGGCGUGGGUAGGACUCUCCUGGCGACGAGUAACGAGCACCGAGGUCCUCCUCCAAGCGGCACGGUGGUCCAGUGUGGUCCGUAUCAGUAUAGCUUGGGUCUGUUCGGCUGGAGGAGGCGCUGUCUAUACGCCCUGGUCCUUCUCCUGCUGGUGAUGGUGACCCUUAACCUGGCCCUCACUCUCUUUAUCCUGAGGGUUCUCGACGUCAGCUUGGCGAAGGCGGUGCAGUAUUCAGCGGGUCGGUCCAGACGUCCCACGUAACGGCGCCGAUCAGCGAGUCCCUCCUGCUGGAGUCGAUGACGAGGAGCCUGGAGGUGACGGCGCCGGAGGGGAUCGCCCUCGAGUCGCGCGCGGGCACCAUCUCGGCCUUGAGUCUCAGCGACCUCACCCUUCAGUCCAAGGGCGGGAUAAUGUUCGAGACGCCCAACAUCAUCGUCCGAGAUCUCAAGGUCUCUAAUACACCGAUAAGCGACCCUCUUGAUGAUGUUUUCCAGGUGUGCGUGUGCAGCAACGGGCGUCUGUUCCUCGCCAAGCCCGGGGGCGUGUGUGCAGCAGACCAGAACUUCUGCAAGUAGUUCCUCCUCCCGGGUCGCCAUCGCCCUCGUCCUUUCCCACGUUGUUAUCUAUGUUGAUGGGCGUCUGGGAGGGAAAAGAGGAGAAUGAUUAUACUAAGACAAGAGAAAUUCAUUGGCUGUUGAUCUUGUGAAUGUUUGUAUCUGUUUUUU